ACAAAAAAAAAAAAAAAGGAAAAAAAGAAAAGAAAGAAAGAGUAAAGAGAGUAGACUAAAAUAAGUCAUGCGUCACCGGUUUGUUUAGUUAAGGAAGGAGGGAGCAAAAAAAUGGCUCCGCCUUGGUAGAAUAGAAGUGUGUGGGUAGGUGGUGGUGGUGGUGGUGGUGGCGGUGGUGGCUCGCUGAUAUGGAGGACAACAAGAAGCCCUCCUGUCUCCCAUCCAACUACGUCACACUCGUUCAGCUUCAAGAGCGUUGGCUCAAAGAGAAAGAAGAAAAACAGAAACACAAGGAACAGCAAGAGAAACAGAAAAAGGGAGAAGGAAAACAGGAACAGAAGGGAAAGCUUCAACAUCAAAACGCUAUCGCUCGGAGAAGCCAACCCGUUUCUAAGUCUCUGAUACUUGGUAGAGUGGAAAGGAAUCAGCUAGAUAAGCCGGAAGCUUCGGUAUCGGAAGUCGGAGUCGGUAGGGAUAAUAAGAAUGUUGAUCAAGAGGGAAAAAGCAUCAACUCCAAGAAUAAGAAGAAGAAGAGCAGGAAGAACACCUAUCGGAAGAAGCAGAACCCUGAACUUGUGGUUGAGGAGCGGAAGGAGGUCACUGAAAACGAUGGUGUGGCACACAAGCCACCGGCGAACAAAGUGGGGGAAGACGUGCAGGGGACACGGAACAAAGGAAGCAGAGGAAUGGAAGGUAAAUUUAGGGCAAAGAGCAGCAGCAGGGAUUUGAACCGAACGAAGGUUGAAGUUGAAACCAAAUUUAGGGAUUUGUCGGUGCAUGAUUCGAAUGGGAAAGGGUGUAAUGGAAUGAAGCAAAACCCUGAACUUGUGGUCGAGGAGCGGAAGGAGGUCACUGAAAACGAUGGUGUGGCACACAAGCCACCGGCGAACGAAGAGGGGGAAGACGUGCAGGGGACAUGGAGCAAAGAAAGCAGAGGAAUGGAAGGUAAAUUUAGGGCAAAGAGCAGCAGCAGGGAUUUGAACCGGACGAAGGUUGAAGUUGAAACCAAAUUUAGGGAUUUGUCGAUAAAUGAUUCGAAGGGGAAAGGAUGUAAUGAAAUGAAGAGGACUAGCACUUAUAAUGACCGUGGUAAAAGGGAGUUGAGGGACUACGGGUCUCGCAGAUUAUCUCACAAACAAGUACGAAACCCAAGAGACGCUGGAUUGAUUUGGGUGAAGAAAGGGGAGCCUUUUGAUGGCAAUGUUGCUAGAAUGCAGACAUUGGAGGGCAGUCAUUCUGUAUCUGGUCUCCAAGAUAACAUCCGUUUUGAUGUGAAUAUUAAACAACCUCGCACCUUGGCACAUACAAUUGCAGUUGCUCGGCUAAUGGAGGAGCAAAAUCAGUUACAAAAGAGACAGAGCCGACAAUAUUGCUUCCAAUCAACUUCGGCAACCCUCAACUCAAGAGUGGGUGUCCUAGGUCCUCUACCAAACCAGCUUCUGAAUCCAAGUUCGUACGCUAGUCCAACAACAUCACGGCGAAUCACCAAUCAAAAGGUGUGAGAAUGUCAAGAGAAGGGAUUAUGUUACUAUUAUGAUGAGAAGUUUGUUGCGGGUCAUCAAUGCUAGCGAUUAUGAUUGAAGACUCAAUGCCUAUGGAAAAUGGAGAAACCAUAGAAAAAUCUGUGGAAGAAUAAGUAGCGGUUUCCUAAGACAUAACCUGAUUUCAUCCUCAAGGAUGUUGUUAGUGGGAGGGGUUUUAUGGUCCUAAGUUAGCGCCAUGCGCCGUGCAUGUCCCAAGGCCUGAUCGGUGUGGGGACCUUGGUCAGAACUGUUAAAGCAUGCGUUGUAGUGCAAUUGUUGUUAUUGUUUUGUUAAUAUUCGUCACCUUUCCACUAUGUCGUGCAGUUAAGUAUAUCUUAUAAAUGUGGUUGUCGUCCUUAUAUA
Ziziphus jujuba (common jujube) is the source of this 1886-nucleotide messenger RNA. RefSeq lists its product as uncharacterized. The record is from RefSeq and is a predicted model, not a curated record. Bases 189 to 1502 code for a protein of 437 amino acids. Lineage: Eukaryota; Viridiplantae; Streptophyta; Magnoliopsida; Rosales; Rhamnaceae. The transcript is spliced from 2 exons.